Benincasa hispida (wax gourd) is the source of this 822-nucleotide messenger RNA. NCBI's taxonomy places the organism in Eukaryota, Viridiplantae, Streptophyta, Magnoliopsida, Cucurbitales, Cucurbitaceae. The record is from RefSeq and is a predicted model, not a curated record.
GCCAUCCUUAGGAGUUAGCGGCAAACAAUACACCAUUUCAACCAAUCUUUGUCAAUUAAAUCCAUUUCUAUUCUCUGUUUCUUAACAAAUAUCCUCUGCUUCGAACUUGAACAACCAUGGCUCUGAUUCCAAGCAUUUUCGGUGGCCGCCGGAGCAACGUCUUCGACCCCUUUUCAUUGGACGUUUGGGAUCCCUUCGAAGGAUUCCCAUUUUCAAGCUCAUUGGCCAACCUCCCUUCCUCUGCUCGUGAGACCUCUGCUUUUGCCAACACUCGCAUCGACUGGAAAGAAACCCCAGAAGCCCACAUCUUCAAGGCCGAUCUUCCUGGAAUCAAAAAGGAAGAAGUCAAAGUUGAAGUGGAAGAGGGCCAAGUGCUGCAAAUCAGUGGGGAGAGAAGCAAAGAGCAAGAGGAGAAGAACGACAAAUGGCAUAGAAUCGAACGAAGCAGUGGGAGGUUCAUGAGGAGAUUCAGGCUGCCCGAGAAUGCUAAGGUUGAGGAAGUGAAGGCCAACAUGGAGAAUGGAGUGUUGACUGUGACAGUGCCUAAAAUGGUAGAGAAGAAGCCAGAAAUCAAGUCAAUUGACAUCUCCGGCUAGACAUCAACACAUCGUUCCUUCUGAGUUCUGCGCUUUGCAUUCUACCUAAUGUUCGUUAAAUAAAUUGUGGAAGAAUGAGCUUUGUUGGUGUGUUCUGCAAUGUUUAUAACUUUGUAUACAUGAAAAGUAUUUGGCAUUUCUUAAGCUUCUGUUCUUCUUCCAACAUAUGAGUUUCUGUUCUUCCUCGAACAUAUUACAUAGUAAAUGUUUCAUCCAAUUACAGUUC